CAUCACUAUCAGUAUUUAUGUUUUCGCGCGUUUUUGAUAAUAAAUGUCAUUCACGCGGCUUCGUUUUGAGAUUGAGAGGAUCAUUUAGUUUUCCGUAUCGUUUGAAAUCAAAUAUUUGAUGGUAUAGUGUAGCUUUUAUUAUGUGUGUGCAUCGAUUUUCAAUUUACUUUCGUUUCAAUUGAAUUACAAAAUUAGUUACUCAUAAUAUGAAUUCAGUAACCUCUAAAAGAAGUUGGGCGGCGGAAUUGGAAAUGGAGGAAACAAGAGAGAAUUCGAAAUCCACUAGAGAUAAAUCAAGUGGAAGUAGAGAAAAUUCAAAUAGCAGAAAAAAGGCAAGACCAAAUAGUAAGAGUGAAAGUGAAAAAAAAGAAAGUACCCCAAGAAAACCAUUGGAAUUGGAAACGGACCCCCUUGUUUUACGAAGACGACAAAAACAAAUUGAUUAUGGGAAAAAUACAGUUGGCUAUUACAACUAUACUAACCAUGUCAGAUAUGAAGAAAGAACAAAAGACCACCCGAAGACACCUGACAAAUUUGCCAAAUACAGCAGAAGAUCUUGGGAUACUCUCAUCAAAUUAUGGAGGAAAAAAUUACAUGAAUAUGAUGUUGAUGGACAAGAUGAUUGUUUGGACAAUGAAGAGGAUAGUGACAAUCAAGAUUGAUAGACUGUUUAAUUUUAAGUUAUAAUUAACUAUUAAUGUAAGUGUCAAUUCAUAUUAGGUGAAUUUGUAUGUAAAAUUUUAGAUUGUCACUUCAAUGUGCUCAAAGUCAGCGCUAAAAUGAAUUGAAGUUGAACUUGCACAUUAGUAGUGUAAUAAGCUGUAACAAUAUAAGUCCUAAUGACUUUUGAGUAUUAAUAACUCACACUGGCUUUGUAUGGGUGCUAUACCCCGCCAUACCUUGGUAUAGUCAACUUGUACAAUUUGUCUAUAUGCAAGCCUUUACACAGGUGUUAAUGAACACAAAAGUAUUAUCCAGUUAAGUGCAAUUGUUUAGUUAGGAUGCACAUACAAAAAAUGUUUAGUAGUGAAUAAUUUUGGUAAAUUGUACAAAUUGUGGGAAGGUGUAUAAUAUUAUUUCCUUUCUAUUUAUACACAUUACCAAACAAUCUCGAAAGACAAAAUGUGUUCUGAAAUCGAGUCGUACAUUUUCUGGUUGUGUUUGUCUAACUAAUGUCUGGUUUCAAUCAUAGACUGCGAGCUUGUCAUCUCAGUGCUUUUUUGCAUCCACUAGUAAUUCAUAAAUUUUUACACUGAUUCAAAAUCUUGAAAUUUCUACUACUAAAUUUAUACUUUUUAUAAAUGAUUAAUAUUAAUAUGAUUGUUUAUAUUAUGUGAGAAUGUUCAGUAUAUAUAGGUUUUACUCACCAAUAUACAGCCAAUUAAGGUUGACAUUUGUUGAGAACGACUUUCUAUCUUUACUUUGAAGUAAGAUGGGACAUUGGAUACAUUUUGGCUAUAUACACACUAAAUAGAUUAUCAAAAAUAAUCUUACACAUUUUACUAUAUUAUUAGCUGUAAUUUGUUUGAAUGUGUAAACCUUCUGGUUCGAAUAAUUACAUAAUUAUUUUUGUGUUGGGUAGUCCAUUUAUCGAUGCAAGCUAUAAAAGGUCAUGCUACGACCGUAUAGAAGCCGAGCAGAAUGGGUGAAACCGCGCGGAAGAAGCUAGUAGACAUAAAUAUAACAGAACAUUGUAUCGGCAGAGGUGUACAUUAUGCCACUGUAAAAUGUAACACCCACUUUUCACUACCUAUAAUAGUAAUAGACAAUAAUAGUUAAAACACCUUUAAUUAAUUAUAUGCUUGCACAUCCACAUGAGUAAGCAGUUGGAGUGUAACUAAUCUUCAAUGAUCAUACUAAGAAGUUUAUAUUAUUAUAUUGAUAAUAAAGACUAUAAUUUGAUUAAAUAAAAAA
Messenger RNA from Spodoptera litura, 1914 nucleotides. It is a transcript of the gene Slbp, whose product is annotated as Stem-loop binding protein. NCBI's taxonomy places the organism in Eukaryota, Metazoa, Arthropoda, Insecta, Lepidoptera, Noctuidae. Gene Ontology annotation, biological process: mRNA transport; mRNA 3'-end processing by stem-loop binding and cleavage. Gene Ontology annotation, cellular component: cytoplasm; histone pre-mRNA 3'end processing complex. Gene Ontology annotation, molecular function: mRNA binding; histone pre-mRNA stem-loop binding. The record is from RefSeq and is a predicted model, not a curated record.